Molecule: messenger RNA, 1734 nt
Organism: Penicillium griseofulvum
Lineage: Eukaryota; Fungi; Ascomycota; Eurotiomycetes; Eurotiales; Aspergillaceae
Exons: 3
Coding region: 1-1734 (577 amino acids)
Source: RefSeq, a predicted model, not a curated record
AUGGAAGUAGCUCCUUUGGCCUUGGCCCACACCCAUGCACGAAACGCAGUGCUAGAAACUCGCAAGGCCAACCCAGUAGCUGCUAGCGAGGAGCAUGAUCUAGCUGCUGGUGAAUUUGCAACAGCUGCACAGAGCAGCUCCGACCAUGAGGCCCUACGGACACUACGUUUGCUCGAAACCCAUCACAAGAAGCUCGCCGAAAUCCUUCGCUUCCAGCAUGAACAUCGAAAUACCAUCCCUGCUGAACCGGCAUCAGCUACUACAUCUGCUACUGCCUCAGCAUUAGCGACCCAGCAGACCGCUGCCGAGCUCGGGGGCGCAAAAAGUGCAAGCACAAACCAGGAUGCACAACUACCACCAAGACUGGUGGGCAACGCUCGUCUGCCAAGUCGGGACAAAUCCUCUAUUGCUAAUAACUUGGCUUCUGCCCGAGGAAUCCCGUCGCAUCCCCGACGUGGAUCGCCAGUGUCACCAACACUUACAUCGCAACAUGCCGCAGCAAAGAUGACCGAACCUCCGCCGAGGGCUAAAGCCGGCGAAACAAGGCUACACGAAUCCACCAAAAAUCGACACAGUCGUAUCUCUACAUCCAGACAACCAUGGUCUCCGCCGACACCAAGUUCCACUGAGAUGAUUUCCCAGCAAAUGGUACCUCCUAGUGGAGCUCAAACUAGAGGAUCGAAAAAUAAGCCUGCAAUUGCUGAUGAGGCAUUUAACCGCUUCUACUCGGCUGUCGGGGGUCUAGUGUCCAAGGUAUCAGGGCCUUUAGCAUUCGCAGGGAUCCAAAUGGCUUCUGUGGACCCAACCAGCGCUGAACAAAGCCGCAAGUCCUCAGCUGAGGUGAAACUUGACCGCGAGCAUGCUGUUCUAGACCGGUCAAUGACUGCUGGUGAGCCCGACGUCAACAAACUCUUCUCUCGAGCCGCGUUGCGCUCAAUUCGGGACGGCUCUGGGGCAGGUCCCGGGAACCCAGCAGAGUCCUUCUACGUAGUCCCAACCACGGGCGGGACUAUGUCAUACGCAGGGAUCCUCACCCGCGCUGAAAAGCAGGCACGCAGGAACAGCAUCGAGGAUGGUGAUGAUGACUUUGUGGAUGCACGAGAAACUCCCUCGUCUCCUGAAAUGCGACACAGUGCCAGUAGUUCACGCAUAUGGGCAGGACGCCGUGGCGCACCCGAUAAGCUUACCGGUCCGCAGACACAAAAGACAAUGGAAGAGAUGCAGGUUGAGAACGAGACCUUGAGGGGUUUGACCGAUUCGCUGGCGACACGAUUGCAUAUGUGGGAGGUGAGCGCGCAAUCUUCUUCGAUGGCGCUACAGCAAUCAAUCCGAAUGAUGCACCGCCAGAGCGGAGGGACUCCUGAUUAUCUCCAGCCCACAACGGCUACCGCCUCUCCUGUUGCUACACUGACUGCGCCGCCGGCUGCGGCUGAUACUGACGCGCGGAUCAAAGAACUUGAGGAGCAAGUCCGGCGUAGUGAGCAGAAACUUCAAACUGCUUCUCAGGAGAACGACAAACUCAAGAAUGUUCUUGGGCGAUAUCGAGACCGCUGGGAGAAAUUGAAAGAGGGUGCCAAAACUCGGAGAGCGGAGGGUCGCUCCGGUGACAGUCAGGGCAAUACCCCUACUAGAGCUGUUAGCAAGCCAUCAGAACUCCCAGCCUCUGUAGAUCCUGGUCAAGGCCCCUCUACUACUCAAUCCGGAUCUCAUGCUGCAGGUGAUAACCCGGCAUAG